Molecule: messenger RNA, 876 nt
Organism: Sclerotinia borealis F-4128
Lineage: Eukaryota; Fungi; Ascomycota; Leotiomycetes; Helotiales; Sclerotiniaceae
Source: the annotation of a GenBank genome assembly
AUGUUUACUUUUCAACGUUUAGUAGUCUCUGCACUACUUAUCCUUACCGUUACCUUCCUCUUCUUUGCCCAGACGGCGGAAGCUGUCAAAGGUCCAAAGAUCACCCACAAGGUCUAUUUCGAUAUCACUCAUGGCGAUGAAUCUAUGGGCCGUGUUGUUUUAGGUCUUUAUGGCAAAACCGUUCCUAAGACUGCAGAGAACUUCAGAGCUUUGGCAACUGGCGAGAAGGGUUUCGGAUUCCAAGACUCCAGCUUCCACCGUGUUAUCAAAGGCUUUAUGAUCCAAGGAGGUGAUUUCACAAAGGGCGAUGGUACUGGAGGCAAAUCAAUCUACGGAGCUAAGUUCCCAGACGAGAACUUCAAGUUGAAGCACUCCAAGAAAGGUCUCCUCAGCAUGGCCAACGCUGGGAAGGAUACCAAUGGCUCCCAAUUUUUCAUUACCACAUCUACUCCAGGCCAUCUUGACGGUAAACACGUCGUCUUCGGCGAAGUCAUGGAGGGUUAUGAGAUCAUCGCCGCCAUUGAGAACGUAAAGAAGGGAGCAUCAGACAGACCCGUCGAGGCCGUCAAGAUCACUGAGAGUGGGGAAUUACCAGUACCAGAAGAAGAUGAAUACGGUAUUGCUGAAUUUCAAUCCGGUAUGGAAGAGGUCGAAGUUCCACUCGCACCAAUCGAUCCUUCCACACCUGCUGCUCCCGCCGCCGUCAUUCCAGUUGUUGGCACUCCACAGACAGAGACAGAGGAUUUUGGCUAUGCUGAUGAGGCUGGGUACACUCUUAUGCAGAAGGGAUUAUUUUUGGCCGUCAUCUUGGGGUGCGUAGGCUUUUACGUACGAAUGAACAGGAGAAGCAAGAGAAUUGAAAAGUCAAUCGUCUAG